CUCCACCCUAAAAUAACUUAGGUAUGAUUUAGGCAGUGUGGGAGAUGAAGAGGGAGAGUCUGCUAGAGUAUGUUCCUGAAAGUUGCUAUUGUUGCUGUCAUCUUUGGCUAAUGUGAUGACUUUCAUACGCAAAUUUAAAAUUUCAGUGUUCCUCUGAGGCAUGUUGUGCCAAGUUGGGCUGCAUAACUCACCUUUGUUUUUUUCCUUCCCUUUAUUCCUCCUGCUUUUUUCCUCCAGCUAUGCUUCCUGUGUCUUCAGCCUUGAGUGUCACUGCUGCCUUAGGGCAGCCUGAACCUACCCUACCCCCUCCUUGCUCCCUGGCAUCCCAACAGUGCCCUCUGGCAACCCCUAACCAAUCUUCCCCAUUCCUUUCUCCAUCACCUGUUGCCUCAGCAACCCCCUUUGAAAGUCCUCUUCCCCAGUCACCCUCUGGAACAACCCUGCCUUUAGGGGCUGUCCCUGAUACCCCAACUUUCCUACCACAUCUAAUAGGGCCCCCAAUUUCACCAGCUGCCUUAGCUCUGGCCUCUCCCAUGAUAUCUACAACUCUAAAAGGUGCCCACUGCUCUUCAGCUCCCUUGGCUCUGGUGGCCUUGGCUCCCCACUCAGGUCAAAAAAGCUCUGCUUUUCCACCACACCCUCUGACUACAUCAGUUGGUAUAAAGGACUCAGGACCAGUGACAUCUCUAUCAGCUCCUAUUCCUUCCUUAGAACCAAAGACCUCCCCUACUGAAGCUCCCUCUCAAGAAGUCCCAACACCAAAAGCUCCCCCCAUCUCUCCAGGUUUAGUUAGUGCUGGUCCAUCCCAUUUUGUUACUCCCUUGGCCCCUGUUCAAUCUGAAGUAGCCUCAUGUUUUCAGGCUCUACCUGCUACUUCCCUUGCUCUCACUUCCCCUCAGAUCAAAGGCAUCCCUAUUUCCUCAGCUCUCACCUCUCCACAGAACCUUGUGGACCUCAGCCUAAAGAGAGGACCCCUUAAUCCACCAGCCACCUUAUCUCUUUCGCCCUCAUCUAUUCCUGUGACUUCCAACACUCCCUCAGUUUUGCAUACUUCUCUGGGCUCCCACCUUGCACAGUUAAAUCAGAUUUCUCCUGGUUCUCUUAUCCAAUCUUUAGCUCAGACAGGCCCAAAUGUCCUGUCUGAUCCACAAGUAGCUCAUCCUGUAGGGGAACCUUGCUCUCAGAAAUCUGUAAGUUCUCCUCUUCCUUCCAAAAAUGAGACGAUUCCAACUUCUUUGGCUUCUUUUCCAGUGGAGACUCCAACUUUCUCUUUGACUUUUCCUCAAGGUCCUUCUCCCUCCACUAGCAUAGCUUCUUAUACCCUUUCUGGUUCCUCUGCUGUUGCUGCCUCUUCUCUGCCAUUAUUUUCUACAGCUUCUCUCACCAAAGGUUUUUCUAAUACUAGUCAUCAUCAGUCUUCUGUGGGAACCACCCCACCAGUAAAGACUAAUACCUCUGUACCUUCUGUUGCACCUACUACUACUUCUACUCAGGUAGCUUCUUGUGUUUCUCCAGUUUCAUCUGGUCUCUCAAACAGUAAGGACACCACUUCCCAUGCUGCUUUGGCUGUGACAGCAUCUUUGACUUCCAAACAGCUUUCUGUUUCUACAGUAGCAACUACUCUGGGAAUACCAGCCUCUCCUUUACCUACUCCUGAGGACCCCAGAAGUGUCCCUACUUCGAGGUUGGUCAAGUUCCCAGCCCAGAAAGAUCUCCAAACUGUACCCGCCUCCCUUGAAGGAAUCCCUGUUUCACCAAUCCAAGCAGGACUCCCAACUUCAUUACCAUUAGCCCUGGCAGCUGCUAAAAAUUCCAUCUCUCCUCAGAAUACAUCAUCUUCUGAAUCCCUCGUAGCAAAGAAAAGCCUUACAGAGCCUCUCCCUGGAGCUAAGUCAUCCACUUCUCCUGUGAGUGGCAGUUCCCCCACAUUUAUGAUCAAGACAGAUACUUUUGCAAGUCCAGGCCCUGCUGGUGCUCAACCUACAAGUCCUCUCACUGCCCCAACAGUAACCACAUUUCCUCUGGGUAGUACUAUCACAGUUGGUGUGGCUUCUGCCGGUGCCAAAGGCAGCUGUCCUACAACUGUAGCCAGCGCUUUGUUGGAUGGAGCUGACUCUUUAGCUUCUAAAAGCCAGUCUGCCCAAAAGGGCACUCCUCCUGCUUUACCCUUGAUGGUUCCAACCUCAGAAAUUUGCCCUGUAACUUCAUCUAUGACUUUACCCCAGAAUGUUUUGGGUGCUAUAGGACAGACCUCUGCAGUUCUCAAGUCUGAGCUUGCUCACUCUUCUCCAACUGGUCCUUCAGAAGCAAAAAAAAAUGUUGGUAUUUCUCAAACCUCAGCUUUGACAUCUGAGGUUUUUAAUAAAGGAUUCCCAUUUGAGGAUCCCAAUACUUCGGUUACUGAAUCUUCCAAAGGAAUUAACCUAGCCAGCCCCCCAUCUUCUUUAGGGCCUAGUAUGUCUCCUCAAACUAAAAGACUUCCAACCAAAAAUGAUUCAGUUACUUCUUUCCUUCCAGAAGUCAAUCUCACUUUUCAGGACCCUAAAGAAUUACUAACCAAAAAAUACCCUUCUACUCUUCCCUCCCCCAAAGGAGCCCCACCCCCUCCACCUCCCAAAAUGGCUUCUUCUCCCCCAGCUAAGGCUCCUGUCUCCCUCAAAGAGUCCCUGCCAAUCCCAUUCAUCAAAGGAACCCCUACCCCCUCAACUGCAACUCCUCCCUCAUCCAAAAAGUCCCCAGCACCUCCAUCCCCAAAAGAACCCUCAACUUCCUCAGAUGUGAUCCCACCUUUCCCCAAAAGAACCCCAGAUAUGCCAUUUCCUGAAGACUCCUUCACUCCUUCGGCGUCUCCCUCUCAAACAACUCCAGCAAUUUCAUUAUCCCAGGGGGCCUCUGCUAGCUUAACUACGUCUUCUCCCUCCCCCAAAGAGUCUCCAGCUCCCAAAGGGACCCCAGUAAUCCCAGUUGCCAAAGAAGCCUCUGUUCCUAUAGCUGAGUCCCCCAAGAAGUUUCCGACCACUAAAGGUGUCCCAGCUUUUAAAGAUACUCCUGCUCUCUCAGCUCAAUCCUUCAAGGAUUCCCCAACCCCCAAGGGGCCUCCUGAUACAUCAGCUGAACUGCUCAAAGAGACAACAGCCUCCAAAAAGGCACCAGCUACCCUAGUCUCUGAAGAGGCCCCUUCUUCCCCAGCACAGCUUCCCAAGGAGUUCUCAGCCUCCAAAAAAGGACCAGUUUCCCCUGGCUCCAAAGGGAACUUCUCUCCUUCAGCUCAGUCACUCGAGUCAGAAGCCCUCAAAGUGGCCCCAACUUCUAAAGAUACUCCCACUCCCUCAGCUCAACCUCCUAAAGGGACUCCAGCUUCCAAAAAGGCACCAACCCCCAAACAGGACCCCACUCCUUCCACUCAGCCCCCCAAGGAGUCUCUGGCAUCCAAGGGGGCCCCAACUUCUGAAGAUACCCCCCCUCCCUCAGCUCAACCCCCUAAAGAGUCCUCAAUCCCCAAGGGAACUCCAGCUUCCAAAAAGGCACCAGAUGCCCCAACCUCCAAAGAGGCCCCCAUUCCCUCAACUCAGUCACCCAAGGAGUCUCCAACCCCCAAGGGGGCCCCAACUUCUAAAGAUGCCCCCACUCCCUUAGCUCAAUCCCCUAAAGAAACCUCAGCUUCCAAAAAGUUACCAACUACAUCCUCCAAACAGGAACCCAUUCCUUCAACUCAGUCUCCCAAAGAGUCACUAGCAUCCAAGGGGCUCCCAACAUCUGAAGAUAAUCCCCCUCCCGUAGCUCAGUCCACUAAAGAACCCCCAGUCCCCAAAGGGACUCCAGCUUCCAAAAAGACAUCAACCCCCAAACAGGAACCCACUCCUUCAGCUCAGCCCCCCAAGGAGUCUCUGGCAUCCAAGGGGGGCCCAACUUCUGAAGAUAACCCCACUCCCUCAGCUCAACCCCCUAAAGAGUCCCCAAUCCCUAAGGGGACUCCAGCUUCCAAAAAGGCACCAACUGCCCCAACCUCCAAAGAGGCCCCCAUCCCCUCAACUCAGUCCCCCAAGGGGGCCCCAACUUCUAAAGAUGUCCCCACUCCCUUAGCUCAACCCCCCAAAGAAACUUCAGCUUCCAAAAAGGCACCAACUACCCCUAAUUCCAAAGAGGCUCCCACUCCCUCUGCUCAGCCCCCCAAGGAGUCUCCAGUCCCCUCAGGGGCCCCAACUUCCAAAGAUGCCCCUACUCCCUCAGCUCAACCCCCCAAAGGAGCUUCGGCUUCCAAAAAGGCCCCCAAAGGGACUACAGCCUCCAAAAAGGCACCAACUACCCCAACCUCCAAGGAAGUCUCCAUUCCCUCAGAUCAGCCCCCCAAGGAGUCUUUAGCUUUCAAAGAGGCCCCAGCUUCUAAAGAUACCCCCACUUCCUUCACUCAACCCCCUAAGGAAUCCCAAAUCCCCAAGGGAGCCCCAACAUCAGAAGAUACUUCCAUUCCCUCAAUCCAACAAUCUAAAGAACUGCCAGCCCCAAAAAAGACUUCAGCUUCCAAAAAGGCAUCUACCCCAACCCCCAAAGAGGCCCCCACUUCCUCAGCUCAGCCCCCCAAGGAGUCUCAAACCCCCAAAGGGGCUUCGGCUUCCCAAAAGGCCCCAUCCUCCAAAGAGGCCCCCUCUUCUUCAAUUCAGCCUCCCAAGGAGUCUCCAGCCCCCAGAGGGGCUUCAGCUUCCAAAAAGGCCCCAAUUAUCUCAACCUCUGAAGAGGCCUCCACUCUCUCAACUCAACCCCCUAAGGAAUCUCCAGUUUCCAAAGAGGCCCCCACUUCUUCAACUCAACCUCCCAAGGAGUCUUCAGCCCCCAAAGGGGCUCCAGCUUCCAAAAAGGCAUCAACUUCCAAAGAGGCUCCUAGUCUCCCAGCUCAACCCCCUGAGUCCCCAGCUCCCAAAGUGGCACCACCUUCCAAAAAGGCCCCAACAACUCCAAUCUCCAAAGAAGUUCCAACUCCUUCAUUUCUGAUUCCUGAGUCCACCAAUGUCAUCCCAGUAUCAAAAGACCUCUCCAUUCCUUCAGCCCAGCCCCCUGAAGUAUCCACAGCCCCCAAACAUGCAGUAGCAAUUCUAGCCUCCAAUGAGGCCCCUACUUCAACUCUGCCUCCAAAGGAAUCCCCAGACCCCAAAGAGCCCCCUAAAACAACACCUAUUUCUAUUCCCUCUGCUCUGAUUCCUCAGUCUCCGAAAGGGGGCCCAGCAACUCCCACCUCCAAAAGGACAUCAACUUCCCCAGUCAGCAAAGACCUGCCCUCGGUUCAACCUGCCAAGGACUCUGUAACCCUCAAAGGCACCCCAGCAAUUUUAUCCAAUGAGGCCUCUGCUCCCUCUUUGGAGUCUCCAGCCUCCAAAGAGGUCCCCACAUCCUCUGUUCAUACUCCCAAGAAAUCCCCAGACCUCAGCAGAACCCCAACAACUCCAUCAGCCAAAAGAACGACAACUACCCGAGCUGCUAAGGGGGCUUCCACUUCUGUAGCUCUUUCCUCCCCUGAAGAAUCCCCAGGGUCAGAUUCCCUUCAGGCAUCUAAAAUGCUCUCAAUUCAGAAAAACACAACUUCUCAAAAAGGUUCACCAGCUAGUAAGAGUCCUACUUUAGAUCCCCCAGCCAAGAGAGGCACCGGAGAAGCCCUGGCUACAGCGCUGGCAGCUCCCCCUCUGAGGGGCUCUUCCAAGACUACAGAGACCCUCCCUAUUUCACCCUUAAAGGGCAAAGAUGCUUUGAGUUGCCCCUUGGUUCCUCCUGGGUCUGAAGCAUCUACUCCUGUAGCUGUACCUGCUGCUGAGAAGGGCCUGCUUAGGGCUGGAUCAGCGUCUGUCUCUGCAGCACCCACUCCUUCAGCCUCUCUGCCUCUUGCUCCCUCCCCAGUCCCCCCUCUGCUUCCCAAACAGCAAAUUCUGCCGUCCUCACCUGGGCUGGUACUGGAAUCACCCUGUAAGCCCUCAGCCCCUGCUGAUGAGGAUGAGCUGCCGCCUCUGAUUCCCCCGGAACCAAUCUCGGGGGGAGUGCCUUUCCAGUCGGUCCUCGUCAACAUGCCCACCCCCAAACCUGCUGGGAUCCCUGUCCCAGCCCCCUCUGCCAAGCAGCCUGUUCUGAAGAACAACAAGGUCUUUGUUGAUGCUUGGCUUUUCAAUUAA
Suncus etruscus (white-toothed pygmy shrew) is the source of this 6155-nucleotide messenger RNA. Its product is annotated as nascent polypeptide-associated complex subunit alpha, muscle-specific form-like. The coding region runs from base 240 to 6155 and encodes 1971 amino acids. The transcript is spliced from 7 exons. Lineage: Eukaryota; Metazoa; Chordata; Mammalia; Eulipotyphla; Soricidae. The record is from RefSeq and is a predicted model, not a curated record.